Molecule: messenger RNA, 1193 nt
Organism: Leptopilina heterotoma
Lineage: Eukaryota; Metazoa; Arthropoda; Insecta; Hymenoptera; Figitidae
Product: ester hydrolase C11orf54 homolog
Exons: 7
Coding region: 112-1071 (319 amino acids)
Cellular component (GO): nucleus
Molecular function (GO): zinc ion binding; hydrolase activity, acting on ester bonds
Source: RefSeq, a predicted model, not a curated record
GACAAUCGAGAGGCACAGUUUUUUUUCAUAAAAAUUUGUGACGUCGAUGUUUGCUACAUUUUAUUAAUCAGUUCACUUUUAUCGCUCGAGGCGUUCUUUUGAAAAGUAACAAUGGAAAGUUUAGAUCCAACGAAGAUAAAAAUUGAAAAGAAAACUUUACACGUUCCUCCAUUGGAAGAAUUAAAAACUGUUUUUUCCGCAGCAUUAGAAAAAAAUUUCGCCGAAUUUUCAGUGGAAAUUGUCGAUUCGCCUGAUUUUCAAAAACCACCAUUUACCCUCGCUGCUUCUGGUUUGAGUGGAAAUCCAACAAUUUUGGAAGUUGGAGGACCAGCUUAUUUACUUCCUUUAGUUCAAAAGGAAAAAGUUUACGAUAUUAAAAAUUUGGCACCACAUUUAAAUCAUGGAGAUAAAUCAUUUGUUAUUGGAGCCGGAGCUGGACCAUGGCCCUAUGCCAAUACAAAUUGCGAGAUGAUGAUGAAUGUUGUUUUAAACAGUCCAAAAUCGUCUGAAAGUACAAAAAUUUCAUUGGUGAAUAAAAAUAAUGGACAAUGCAUUUUAAAAACAUUACCAGGAAAUGAAACGCGUUUUGCAUUAUUGGCAAAUUUAUUUUUAAGUCACGGACAACAGGGACGAGUGAUACGAGUAUUUGCAAAAAAACGAAUUGGAAAUUAUGAUUUUAUUGCCACUAUGCAAAAAGCUUUGGAAAAAAAUUAUCCCGAUAAACUCGUUGGUUUAGGUGGAACAUUUCUAUUGAAAGAGGGAAAAGCUAAGCAACACGUAAUGCAAGAUUUUUCCCAAACUCCAUUAAAAACGGAAGUCGAUCUUAAUAAUUGGUUAAAAUUCUACAAUAUGUCCGCUCCAUUAGUUGCAGUUGGAACUUUUGUUUCAGCCGAAACUAAUUUAGAUUUGAGGGUCCAGCAUUUUCACAGUUUUUCACAACACGGCGAAGGAGGACACUAUCAUAUCGACACAACACCGGAAAUUGUCGAAUAUUUAGGAUAUUUCACGCCUGGUAAAAUUUUAUAUCGUGUCGAUCAACCGCCAAAGGCCUCAACUUUUGGAAAAGACUAAUAAUUUUUUGAAAAUGAUUUUUUUUUAUUAAUUUUUUUUUUAUUAUUUCAAUUUAAUUUUUAAUUUAGUUUAACAAUAAUAAUAUUAAUAAUAAUACUACUAAUAAUUAUAAAAUUAUAAUG